Homalodisca vitripennis (glassy-winged sharpshooter) is the source of this 1481-nucleotide messenger RNA. RefSeq lists its product as uncharacterized. Bases 284 to 1453 code for a protein of 389 amino acids. The record is from RefSeq and is a predicted model, not a curated record. The transcript is spliced from 10 exons. Lineage: Eukaryota; Metazoa; Arthropoda; Insecta; Hemiptera; Cicadellidae.
CUUUUCCUUAUAUGGUGUCAAAAAGACACUAGGACAAUUUUUUGCACUCUCUUACUUGGGGUGCUGGAGUUAAUGUUUUCAAGCCAACAAUUGAAGACCAAUAAUUCAGAUUUAUUUUCUCUAUUUCAAGGCCUCUAUUAACAGUUCAGAGUGGAUUUUGUUGAAUGAAACCGGUGCAAUGAUCUAGAACCGUUAUACUCUGCAUGCGGUGCUAACUGUUAGUCCAGUUGCUGUUAAUUAACAGCUAGCUGUGACCUGGGAGCAUUGACAGUCGGGGACAGUCAUGAUGCUCGCAAUGCUGUCUGUCGUGCUGGCCACUGCCCUCCUAUGUCCUGGAGCCAUUUCGCUGUCGGCUGACAACACAUCUCUCACCCAGUUCAACAAUCAAACAGCUGUCUCUCACAGAGAUUCCAGGGUGUUUUUCCUGUUCCCACUGUUUACUCCAUUCCGUCGCCGAGCGUGUCUGGCUGGUACUGCUCUCAGUCAACGUGGGGUAUGUCACACAGCCUAUCAGUGUACACUACGUGGUGGCAUAGCCUCCGGAUCUUGUGCCAAUGGCCGUGGUGUCUGCUGUGUCUUCCAGUACUCGUGUGAUGGAGUAUCAAAUGCUAACAACUACACUUACUUUACCAGCCCUGGCUACCCUUCUGUGUAUGCUGGAGGAUCCAGGUGUACCAUCACACUCACUAGAGCCAACUACUCAGUUUGUCAGAUUCGGGUAAACAUGCUGGAGUUCUCUCUUGCUCCGCCAGCUUAUGAUGGAACUUGCAGCAAUGACUUCAUGUCUACAAGCGCCUCUAACAUUCGCAUCUGUGGGGAAAAUAGAGGACAGCAUAUAUUUGUGGACUUCCUGUCUGGAACUACUUUCACCCUGUCUAUAGAUACUAGCACAGCCUACACAUUUGACAGGACAUGGUACUUGGAAUUGGUACAGAUACCUUGUUCUAAUGGAGUGCCACUGGGAUGCAGACAAUACUAUAACACCACCUCGGGUGUAGUGUCCAGUUUUAACUAUGCAGCUACUGCUUCUACUUCAGUGAACCCUGUUGAUGGAUCGCCUGGGAAUAGACAGAUUGCUGGACUCAACUACGGAGUCUGUAUCAGGCCAGUGGCUGGCUAUUGCAGCAUAGAGUGGUCUGCUAACACUGCAAGUCUCUACUCUUUCACUGUGUCUGGAGAUACAAACUCACUGGAUACCACAGUCUUAGGGACAGCAACUGCCGCUGUGACAGGGUCUAACUGCACCACCAAUUUCGUCGUGAUUCCCAGUCCCUCUCAAGCUGGCGUCAGGCUACCCUAUGACAGGUUCUGUGGCAACGGUUUUGUCACAACAACAUCAACAGGAAUGCCCUACACAUUGUAUGUGACCACAGCAGCAGUGUCUACCACAUCAACAGCAGUUGACAUUGACAAUAGAGGGUUCUCUCUCAACUACCGCCUACUACCUUGUUAACCAAUACAACAUUUGUUUUUUAAUCUGC